CUUAUCGAGUCGAGGCAAGAAAGAGGGAGAGAUUGCUGCUGCUCCCCCGCAAGAAUCCCCAAUCUUGAGCGAAUUCUAGCGCGGCACCAGGGUUUUGAGGGGGAUUGAAGAUGAGAAGCGGCUGUGUGGCAGGCCGCGCUCCAGGGUUUCGUCUUGCAGGGCCUUGGCGAUCGUCCUCACCAGAGAGAGGAGAGGAAUCCAUGGAGGUAAUCUCCAUUCUUAGUCCUAGCCGACCGGAUUAUCCAUAGCGCCAUAGCUUUGGAGGGAUUUAGGAAUGUGCAAGGACGACAUGGAUGAUGACGGCACAGGUUCACGGAAGAAGCCGGAGCUUGGAGCAUUUCUGAGGAAGAAAUCUAGCAAGGCGGAGAGUGGUGCCAGAAAUCGGAGCCCUCGCUCAGGGGAUUCAUCAGAUGAGGAUUGGCUGCGCCAUCCACUGCUGCCACCGCAGCUCAAGAGAAGCUUUGGGGGCAGCUAUCUCUGCGACAAUUUGAAGGAUUUUAGCUGGAGGAGGCAAAAAUGGCAGGUUCUUAGCGUCUGUGGAUCCCUGGCAGUGCUGUUCUUCCUGGCUCUUGUGCUGGAGACUCUCAAGGACAGUGCCAACUUCUCGAUGGCACGGGCCCUUUCGUGGCUCCUUUGCGUUCUUCUCUCGCUGCUGCUGCUCUACUUUCUCUGCUGCGAUUACGAUGGAAGCAGGAUUGUGUGUCAGGCACUCUUUCCUCUCGUCAUUCUCUUGGCCUGCGCUGCGUGGUACGUGCCCAAGGUGAUGUGCGCUGUGAGAGAGGAUUCAGCUCGUUGCAAGCUUGUGGAUCCUCUGCCUGUGUUUCUUGUGAGCAGUCUUCCUCUUUUGCUUCUGAGCGCUCCCGUCAUGGCUCUGCGCGUUGCGUGCGCUUUGGCCGGUUUGAUCCUUUUGGUCAUUCUUUCUUUCGCUGUUUACUCCUCGAGAGAUUUGGAGUUCAUCUCUAGUGCUCCCUGGGUUUUGUCUCCGUUCGUCUUCCUGUCGAGCGUGCUGGUGAGCUACCAUGGAUGGCGGUCAGAGAAAGAACUCUUUGCUUUGGCUUGCUCUCUCAAGAAGGCUCUGUCAUGUUCGCGGCUUAACACGCGCGAGGUACAGGCGGAGCUGAGAAAUGUGAAAAAGGAUAGCUCGGAGAGGAUUGCGAAGAUGAGGCAGUUCAUCAGCUACAUCUUUCAUGAAAUUCGAGUUCCAUUUAACGCUGUAGUCCUGGGAAUUGGCCACCUUUUGGCAACCAACGUGUCAGAAGAGCAGCAAGAGGUUCUAAAUAUGAUGGAUUCAUCGUCCUCGUCUAUGAUCCGGAUCCUCAACGAUGUUCUUGACAUGGGGAAGAUAGAGUCCGGCAAAUUGCAGCUUGAAAAACAGCCGUUUAAUCUGGCAGAGCUUGUCAGCUCGUUGAUAUGGGCUUUCAAAGACACGUUAGAAUCAAAGGGCCUCGAGUUUUCUCUUUGCGUGGAUGACUGUACAAAGGAGUUCCUUUCCACGCACGACCUUGUUGGUGACAAGCACAGGAUUAGACAGGUGUUGGCCAACUAUCUGUCGAAUGCUACAAAGUUCACUCCCCGCGGUGGUAGAGUGAAGCUUCACGUUGUCUGGAACAGAACAAAACAGGACGGCUCUGGGGAUGUACCCGCUGACUCCCCCGCUUCUCAUGCCAAGCAAGAACUCUCGGAACUAAGCAAGAAACGGUGCGUUGCAAGCGUGACGGUUUCAGUAGAGGACACAGGUAUCGGGAUCAGCAAAGAAGAUCAAGUGAGGUUAUUCGAGCCGUAUAUACAAGUUCAUACCGGAUCCACGCAAUCCCAAGGUGGUACGGGCCUUGGCCUGUCCUUCGCAAAGAGGAUUGUGGAACUCGCAGGAGGAAAGAUUGGCGUGUUCUCGGACACGGGCAGAGGCAGUGUUUUCUCCUUCACAAUCCCGUUCGAAGUUGCCGGCACGGUUUCAAUCGAGGGAAAGGCAGCCGAGGAAGUGCUGGUGAAUCCAUUCGACCUUCCGGAGGAGAGCCGCGUGGAAACCGGCGUCGUGGCGGCGAGCGGUGGUUUGUCGAGCUCCCAGCAGCCACCACGGCCGACUCCAAAGGUUUUGAUCGUGGAGGACAACCAGGUGAACAGGCGGAUACUGAAAAAGCUCCUCGCCAGCUUCAACAUCGAGAGCGAUGCCGCGGAGGACGGGCUCCAGGCGGUGGAUAUGUGCCGCAGCGGUGCGCAGUACGACAUGAUACUGAUUGACAAGGAGAUGCCUGUGAUGGACGGGCACGAGGCUACGCGAGAGAUACGCGCGAUGGGUGUCAAGACAACGAUCGUCGGGCUCACGGGAAAUGCUCUCGACAGCGAUCGCAACCAGUUUCUUGCGGCCGGGGUGAACGAUUUCUUCACGAAACCGUUGUCGCGGCACCAGUUGCUGAGGCUCUUGGAGGCUCACGGACUAGUCCGCUGAUUGUGACGAAACGAGACGACACGAUCGACGUGAGAGCAAGGGAGACGGAGAAAAAGAGGAGAUCUAGAGGUACUGUUCUUGGUCUCUCUCGUUUUUUUCUUCUUCUCCCAUUCUUUGCGUGGUUGGAUCCAUCCUUUCAGGAUUCUUGGGUGCUUUGUAUUAUAGACCGAUUCAUUGGAGAAAACAAAGUAUAGGCGAUUUGUAGAAAAA
Selaginella moellendorffii is the source of this 2656-nucleotide messenger RNA. RefSeq names its product two-component system protein A. The transcript is spliced from 6 exons. Gene Ontology annotation, biological process: phosphorylation; phosphorelay signal transduction system. Bases 275 to 2446 code for a protein of 723 amino acids. NCBI's taxonomy places the organism in Eukaryota, Viridiplantae, Streptophyta, Lycopodiopsida, Selaginellales, Selaginellaceae. The record is from RefSeq and is a predicted model, not a curated record. Gene Ontology annotation, cellular component: nucleus. Gene Ontology annotation, molecular function: phosphorelay sensor kinase activity.